Limanda limanda (common dab) is the source of this 3332-nucleotide messenger RNA. RefSeq names its product ArfGAP with coiled-coil, ankyrin repeat and PH domains 3b (gene acap3b). Gene Ontology annotation, cellular component: cytoplasm. Lineage: Eukaryota; Metazoa; Chordata; Actinopteri; Pleuronectiformes; Pleuronectidae. The transcript has 26 exons. Bases 124 to 2673 code for a protein of 849 amino acids. The record is from RefSeq and is a predicted model, not a curated record. Gene Ontology annotation, molecular function: protein binding; GTPase activator activity.
CUGCUGCUGCUGCGAACCGGGUUCCACUCCACCUCACCAUCCUCAACCAGCCUCACGCCUCAUCCCCGCUGCGGGCAAUGACAUUGGUGGACUGAAGUGGGAAAUACACGAGAACACGCAAACAUGACGGUGGACUUUGAAGAAUGUAUAAAAGAUUCCCCCAGAUUCAGGGCUGGCGUUGACGAUGUGGAGACAGAUGUGGUGGAGAUCGAGGCGAAGCUCGACAAGCUGGUGAAGCUGUGCAGUGGGAUGAUCGAGGCGGGCAGGGCCUACGUCAGCGCCAACAAACUCUUUGUUAACGGCAUCAAGGACCUGUCCCAGCAGUGCAAGAAGGAGGAGGCCAUAUCAGAAUGCCUUGAAAAGUGUGGGGAAAGCCUCCAAGAGAUCGUCAACUACCACAUGAUUCUGUUUGACCAGGCCCAGAGGUCCAUCAAACAGCAGCUUCACACCUUCAUCAAAGAGGAUGUGCGUAAAUUCAAGGACACCAAGAAGCAGUUUGACCGGGUGCGUGAGGACAUGGAGCUGGCCCAGGUGAAGAACGCCCAGGCACCCAGGAACAAGGUCCACGAGGCCGAGGAGGCAGCACAGGCCCUGGUCCUCAGCCGCAAAGCUUUCAGGCACCUUGCGCUGGACUACGUGCUGCAGAUUAAUGUCCUUCAGGCCAAGAAGAAGUUUGAAAUCCUGGAUGCAAUGUUGUCCUUCAUGAGAGCCCAGUACACCCUGUUCCAACAAGGCUUCAACAUCUUAGAUGAGAUCGACCCUUAUAUGAAAAAGCUGGCUGCGCAGCUGGAUCAGCUGGUCAUCGACUCGGCCGUGGAGAAGCGAGAGCUGGAGCACAAACACGCCAUCAUACAGCAGAGAACUCUGAUGCAGGACUUUUCCUAUGAUGACCCCAAGUUGGAAUUUAAUGUGGACGCUCCCAAUGGCGUGGUCAUGGAGGGCUACCUCUUCAAGAGGGCCAGCAAUGCCUUCAAGACCUGGAACAGGCGAUGGUUUUCUAUACAAAACAGUCAGCUGGUCUAUCAGAAGAAACUCAAGGACUCUCUGACAGUGGUGGUUGAGGACCUGAGGUUGUGCUCAGUCAAACCCUGUGAGGAUAACGAGAGGAGGUUCUGCUUUGAGGUGGUUUCACCCACCAAGAGCUGCAUGCUACAAGCUGAGUCUGAGAAGCUGCGACAGGCCUGGAUUCAGGCCGUCCAGGCGAGCAUCGCCUCUGCUUACAAAGACAUCGCUGACAAUUACUAUAUUGAGCGUUUGGACCGGACAGCCUCGCCCUCCACCAGCAGCAUCGACUCUGCCAGCGAACCCAGAGAAAGGGGUGAUAGAGGGGUGAGGGUGGGGGGGGAGAGUCUCCUCCAGAGGCUGCAGAGCCUGCCAGGCAACGAUCUGUGCUGCGACUGUAGCCAGACGGCUCCGUGCUGGGCCUCCAUCAACCUGGGAGUGCUGCUGUGCAUCGAGUGCUCAGGGAUCCACAGGAGUUUAGGCGUCCAUUGCUCCAAAGUGCGUUCACUGACGUUAGACUCAUGGGAGCCAGAGUUACUCAAGCUGAUGUGUGAACUGGGGAACACUGUAAUAAACCAGAUUUACGAGGGACGCUGUGAGGAAGUGGGGGCUAAGAAGCCUGGACCCUCUAGUUCAAGGCAGGAGAAGGAAGCCUGGAUCAAGUCCAAAUACGUGGAGAAACGUUUCCUGAAGAAGAUGAGCGGCAGUGAGGCUUUGGUGGUGGGCGCGAGGAAGUCCCGCCCCUGGACGGUGAAGAAGUGCCAGCGACACAACAGCUCUGUGCGAGCGCCACACAAGGUCCGCAGGAAAUACCACCGCUACGAGCCAGGCAGCGCCUCUGCUGCAAAUCUGUCAGCAGCGGCGGCAGCAAAGUUUCGCAGAGACUCCCUGUUCUGCCCAGAUGAGCUGGAUUCACUAUUCUCCUACUUCGACACCGGCUCUGGUCCUCGCAGUCUCAGCAGCGACAGCGGCCUCGGAGGAAGCACUGACGGCAGCACUGACAUCCUGGUUUUUGGCUCAGUGGUGGACAGUGUCACGGAAGAAGACGAGGAGUCGGAGGAGUCGUCCAGUGGCGAGGUGGAGAUCGAGCAGGAAAUGUCAUCGGACCCGGAAGAUCCAAGGGAGCUCCAUCCCGGGGCGCUCCUCUACCGAUCCUCGCGUCUGCACAACCUGCCGCUCAUGGCCGAGGCGUUUGCACACGGUGCUGACGUCCACGCCGCGAGUGAGGACGAGGAGGGGAAAACGCCGCUCAUACAGGCCGUGACCGGGGGCUCUCUGAUAGCUUGUGAGUUCCUGCUGCAGAACGGAGCUGAUGUGAACCAGAGGGACAUGAGGGGCAGAGGCCCGCUGCACCACGCCACCUACCUGGGGCACACUGGUCAGGUGUGUCUCUUCCUGAAGAGGGGAGCGUCGCAGACGGAGGUGGACGAGCAGGGUCAUGACCCGCUGAGUAUCGCCGUGCAGGCUGCCAACGCAGACAUCGUCACACUAUUACGUUUAGCCCGGAUGAACGAGGAGAUGCGGGAGGCCGAGGCUCCGCUGGGUCAACCAGGGGUUGCCACAGGCAGCAGGAGAGUUAAAGCCAAGGAUGGUCGGGAGAGAGUCACGCCUCCUGUGUUGACGUCUUUCGCCAGUUUUCUCUCCUCGCGUCUCUCCAGCCCGAGAAGUUGAGAAGAAGGAGCGUUCAGUUCGGCCGCUGCAGGACACCAGAGUGACCACAGCUGACCACCAACUCAUCUCACCACUCUUCAGAUACAGAAGCAGUCCCUGCUGUUAGAAAAUACAUGUGGUGCCUGGGAUUGAGUGAUGCAGAUAAAGACAAAUGUGUCAAAACCCUGCAGAAUCUGAAGCUAUUUUAUUACUGAAUAUCAUUGUUCUCUAUUUCUAUGCUCAGUUUGUACAAGGGAGGUCAUGUCAUGUUCAAACAGUUCCUUUGCACAGUUAUUUGAGUUCACCUGACACCAGACUGUUUUUUUCGUAUAGGGGCACUUCAACAACAUAGUAUUGCACUUCCUUAAGACACAAAAGACAUAUACAAAAGGAGCCUUUAUACUCUCAGGUAUGGCUCAAUAUGCCCGAAUGUCUGGAUUUUUAAUAUCCCAUAAUUGAGCAUGAGAGCAUAUUUAACUGCCUGUUAAAUGUGCAUGACUCCAUGCCUCCUUAAAAUGGGCCAUCUCCAGGUCAAAGCCAAAAUAACACCAGGAAUUAUAAAUAUACUGUGCAACUGUUCCCACAGCUUAAAACUACUCUCUGUGAUGAGUAUAUUAUACUAGAGGUUUAAAAUCAGUGAAGUGUCUCAUUUUGUGUUGUGAAUAAUUACAUUUUAUCUA